Messenger RNA from Oreochromis aureus, 3355 nucleotides. RefSeq names its product cyclin-dependent kinase inhibitor 1D (gene cdkn1d). Gene Ontology annotation, molecular function: cyclin-dependent protein serine/threonine kinase inhibitor activity. Gene Ontology annotation, biological process: signal transduction by p53 class mediator; regulation of mitotic cell cycle. Lineage: Eukaryota; Metazoa; Chordata; Actinopteri; Cichliformes; Cichlidae. The transcript is spliced from 3 exons. Gene Ontology annotation, cellular component: nucleus. The coding region runs from base 215 to 760 and encodes 181 amino acids. The record is from RefSeq and is a predicted model, not a curated record.
GCAGUCCAUAACAAACAAGUCGCGGAUAAGGGGACGGGACCGACCCACCCGUGGGUAGUGUCUGAGUGAAACUUUGCAGCGUGACAGUGUUUAUGUCCGCGAGGGCUGUCACACAGCAACACCGUUAAUUCCUCAAGCCGGUGCGACAAAAUAGCUGGAGCAGUCAAAGCGACACUUUUACCGGACUACUCUGAGAUACUGACGCCCAUGGGACAUGGCAAUGGCCUCUAAAUCAAUAGCGGAACCAGCUAUGGAGUCCGACUCAGAGCUUUCGCGCCUGGGAGGCAUCGAGGCCUGGAAGUUGAAGGCGGGGCCGGUGCGGAAGAACCUCUUCGGGCCCGUGGAUCACCAGCAGCUGCAGCAGGACUUCCAGCGACUGUUCUGCAUGAGCGUGGAGGUGGCCAACAAGCGCUGGAACUUUGACUUCCAGAGCGACGUGCCGUUAGAGGACUCCAACAUCCAAUGGGAGGCGCUCAGGUGUCAGGAUGUGCCGGCGUUUUACCGCAGCUGCACGGUGCGGCCACUGGCGAGGUCUGGAGCUGAGAAGACAAGGGAGAGGCGGCGGACGUCGUCUUUGUCGGGCGAGGGUUCGCCUGAGUCGAGCGCCUCGUCUGUUUCUGGGGACGAGUACCUAGAAGUAACCACUAGGGGGUGCUACCGGAUCCAGCGAACGGGGAAACGCAGACAGGCUGCGAUCACAGAUUUCUUCAAGGUAAAGAAGAGGAGGCUCCUGCAUAACAAGGCUUCCUCUCGGCAGUAGAAAAAGCACAGUGAGCGGAAGAUCACCAAGUGGUCGACGUCCCUCCUCACAUCACCUCAUAUGCAUCACAUGUAGAUAUGUAGCAAUAUGCAAGUGACUGUGCACAAGCUCAUACAUGCAUGGGCUUAAAAACUUCUGACACCACAUACCUUUAUAACUCAGCACAAGGAAGCUACCAUUGCCCAAGUAAAUCAGACUCUAGAAAACGGUUUUUGUGGAUAGCUAGAAAUAUUAAUAAUACUGUAUACUCGUCAUACUGUUAGCUUUUUUUUUUCGUUAACUAUACUGUGAAAUCAUUCUGAAUGCACUCUUGCAGGAUCCAACAGAAAACAGGCUCUAGUUUGAAGAGGUUAAUGUUCUUCUGAACGUGCCUUAAGUAGUAUUUGACCUCAGCCCUUGACCUUUUUUUUUCUCCUCACCCUCCCUCUUGCUGCAAGUCAUAAGUGAUUUUCAUUUGACAAGUUUAGCCUUUAGUCUAACCCCACAGCGUGUGGGGUCAAAACCUCGCCCGGAGUCGAAAUGUGGCGACGCGACUGGGAUCAACCUUUGGGGCAAAAGGUCAGCGGUGGAGGUUUCUUAGGGAAUAUGGCUGUAUGUCAGGGUUUUAAAUUAUAAUAAUGUUUCAUAUAUCGCUAUUUAUUAUUCAGAAAAUAAAGGAAUGUGUAAAAGCGAGGUAAUUAAAUUAAACUUAGACUACAAGCCCUUAUGGCUCGUAAAACACUCCACCGUUGCCACUUAAAACUAUUUGAAACCAUCAAAACAUAGCAAAAAAAAGUACAAACUAUUUUCCCUUUUUUUGCUUUAUAUUAUUAGCAUUUUUUUGGCAACAGACAAUAAACAUAUCUUAAUGGUUGGCUUAAGCUUUUAUUAAUGUAGCAUGUUCCCAAUCUUCGUGUAAUAUUAUAAAUGCGCCUCUUUCUCCAUGAAGGGAAUGUAGUGUUUUUAUCACUGUGGUGCAGCUCAGAGGAACCAAAUCUUCUGGUUCUACCAUUGAUCUUUUUUUUAAUAUAUAAAAAAGUGUCACAUUUUCUGUUGCCGUGCAGUUGUAUAAGGCUUGUAUAUAGAAGAUACAUAUAUUUGUGUGCGAGUGUGUCAAUGUUUUUUCUCCCCUUUUAUUUUGUUUUUUCAUGGGUUUUAAAAGUUGCGGCAGCUGAUGCGGUCCGACCAAAGGAUUAAGUUGCACACUGUUUGAGCGAUCAGUUGUGGGUCACAGAACGUCUCCAACACUUUUAAAAAAAAGAGUUUUUCUGUUGUGAUCCGUUACUGCACAAUCCUCCAUGUUUUGUGACUCAAAUAGCAUGCGGCUUUCCCUAGCUACAGUGAUUCUAAUUUGUAUAAGGGUAAAAAGCCAUAGCCUGGGUUUAUCUGUUAUAACUACCUCAUCAUAAUUCAAUAACACAAAUAUAAGAAAAUCAGAAAAAGACAAAAAAAAAAAAAAUCAAUCAGUGUAGCUCAGGUUGUUUGUGUCUACGGGCAUGAAAGAGAGACAGACUCAACGAGGGGGAAGUUGUUAUUCUGUUGUGGUAAAAACCUGUUGCUUCGUGUCGGGUUCCUCAUCAGGUGAAAGAGUCAGUGUGUCAGAGGGCCGUGCAGAGGAAACUCGGCGAGGGGCGUUGUGGGGUUUGCUUUUGUUGUUGUUCCCUUUAAUUUGCUUUGACACCAUUCCCAAAACACAAAAAAAGGAAAACAACAAGAGUCAUUUUUUACCAGAACAAGAGGAAAAAUGUCUCAGAUCCUAUCUGGAUCAAAGGAUUUCUUCAUCCAGAUGAUGAGUGGUCUGUAAAUUGCCCCCCCUCUCUCUCUUUCAUGAAUCAGCUGCCUCUGUCUGUGAAAACUCACCAUGAAAGUAGUUGUUUAUAAUCAUGUUGGGUUUGACUUUCAUGAUUUUGCACAACUAUAUUUCACACAUUUCAUAAAAGCAGAAAUUGCUUCUUCUUCUUUUUUCUUUUUUUUUACUUUAUCUCUGUGUAAGUUUGAAUGUGCAUCUGUUUUCUCAGCGUGUUUGUAGUAACUUAUUUUCAGUCUUUGUCAUUUGUUUUCAGAGCGACAUAAUUUUUAAGUUCCCCAUUCUUUCUUGUUGUUUUGGUUUAGUUUAGUUUUGCUGUAACUAAUUGUUUUUCUUUGAAACCAUAUCAUUGCACUACUUUAAACAUUUUUGACAAAGGAACUACUUUUUUAUGAUAAUCUUCAAAAAUAAGGAAAAAAAAAUUCUUAUAGAGAAACAGACAUGGAGUAGAUAUGUGUCCAAGCAGAUCUGCCAUGUUGUUGAACGUGGCUUCUAACAGUUAAGCAGCAUUUUGUAGCUUUGCUCCUCAAAUCCACUAAGAGGAAAAAUAAAAAUAAAUUAAAAUCUAAAAAAAAAUUUGGACAGAAAUAGAAUGAAUCGUUAGUGUCUCACUCUGCUCAAGCAACCUCUGCUUUCCUAACUCACCUGUCGCAGCUAUAUUAAAAGGUAGUGUAUACUUUGUAUAUGCAUGAAUGUAUGACAAUAUUUCCAUACCAUUUGUAAUAAUUUUUUUUACUGUAAUUUAAUACUGGUAUGUGUAUCUUUGCAACAUGUAAGUGUGAUUAAAAGAGAUUAAUUGCUGAGUUGAA